GGGUUUGUGUAUAGGUAGAAAUCUCUUUGAAGUGGAGCCUACCAGCCAUACUUCCUCUGAUCGAUCUUUUUGCCUCUAUAAUCUUCCCAUUUUCCUUUCUUCAACGGUGCUCUAUUUUGCCGCCUCUACAUUACACCUCUUUCAGACAAUUUUUACAGAAACAGACAACAAAGAGAAAAUCUUUUUUUGAGAGAGAGGGACAGAAAGUUUGAAGCUUUUACUGAUUAAACGAAGAAAUCUGUGCUGGGUCUUUUUUGUAUUUUUGAAAGAUUGGUCUUCAACAACACUUUCCUUUAUUCUCUGAAAAGGUUGGUUAAGUUAGUUGAACUGGCUGCAGGCAACACAGAGAUUUGGAUUUCAUAUUUUGGCUUUCUUAUUGGUUGCAAGGCACUGGGUCGAUUGGUUUGGUGGCAGAUUUUAAUCUAUGAUAACAUUCUUGAGUUUCAAAUCCUUGUGUGUUCUCAGAUCUAAAUUUACAUUCACAUGGUCUUCCCUCCUGUUUAUUUGAAGAGUGGGUCUUCAGUUUUUAUUUAAUUGAGGAUGCUUCUUUAUAUGUUAGAUAGCUUUUUAGAUCUACAAAGCCCUAAUAUUGAAGGUUUAUUGAUUUACAUAUUCAAUUUUUGCAAAUGGGACUCAGUUGUUCUUUCAUGUAUUUUAUGCUUUAAGUAGAUUGCAUAAAUUUUAGAAGAACAAGGAGUUUGAAAUUUUUUUCCUCAUCGCUGCUUGUUUCUACCAAUCUUUAAAGUAUCAAACUUUGAAUUCCGUUAUUAAUCUUUUACCUUCAACUUUGGGUGUUCCUACCUUAUCCCAUCUCUCUCUCUUUUUAUUUUUUUAAUCUAAUCUACAUUGCUUUAUUCAUUUAGGUUUAAAGCAUACUGUUAUUAAGGCACUUGAAUUUCCUCCUGCCAGCUACAGACUUUUUUUUCUAAUUCUUUUAUGUUUAGUUCUUUGCUAGAAUGACAGUGACAGUAUCCCUACUAAACCGGAGUUGGUUAUUAUGAAUUACCAUUUCAUUUUUCUUGUGAUUCUAGUAUUUUUUUUAAAAAAAAUCCAUUUUCAGGUUUAUGUUAUGAUUAAAGCGGUUCUUACUUUCAGAGUGGCGUCUCGUACAUAGAGUGCUUGCAUGGGAUUUGGUAUAUUUUGGAUAGAAGCAAUAUGGAUUGUAUCAAUCCUCGGGAAGAUAGCUCCAGGUUUGGGUCGUUACCAGCAACGACCUCAAGGAACAUGUCAUCAUCAUCUUCUGUAUUCUUUUCAGCAAACCAGUCACCAUUCUUCUCUCCAAGAUCACCGAAGUGUCAAUUGUCGGAGUCAACAAGAUCUGAUGCUCAAUGUGAUAGCAUUUUUUUAAGUUCUGAUCCUCUUAGUUCUAGUUCAGGUGUCCGAGAUCCUGAGUCCUUGGUAAAUGUCGGAUUUGCCUUGUCAGAUAUGUUGUCGAGGCCUGCUGCAGGUACAUCAAGUGAUUUCCUGAAGCUGGACCCCCCGCCUUCAACAGCUGGUGUUUCAAAUAACAGUCAGUCCAUUUAUGGCCAUAACCAUGAAAAUAAUUAUCAUGUAAGAGGGAAAUAUCAAAAGCAUUCAAGAGGUUACGAAAUGCCAUCUACUCCAGCUUCAGUUUCACUUUCUUCUAGUAGGCUAAGGUGUUGUGAUGUUUUCAUUGGUUUACAUGGUCGCAAACCUUCCUUAGUGAGGUUUGCUAAUUGGCUUCGUGCUGAGUUGGAGAUUCAAGGGAUUAGUUGUUUUGCAUCUGACAGAGCUCGAUGUAGGACCUCUCGGAAACAUGGAAUUGUCGAGAAGGCAAUGGAUGUUUCUUCAUUUGGGGUUGUAAUUUUAACAAGGAAGUCAUUCAAAAAUCCAUAUUCAAUUGAGGAGUUAAGAUUUUUUGCAAGCAAAAAGAAUUUAGUUCCAGUAUUCUUUGAUUUGAGUCCCAGUGAUUGCCUUGUCAGAGACAUUGUUGAAAAGAGGGGCGAGCUUUGGGAGAAAAAUGGUGGUGAGCUAUGGGCUCUGUACGGAGGGUUGGAGAAGGAAUGGAAAGAAGCUGUUCAUUGUCUUUCAAGGGUUGAUGAGUGGAAGCUGGAAGCUCAGGAUGGUAACUGGAGAGACUGUAUAUUAGGGGCAGUCACAUUACUGGCAAUGAGGUUAGGGAGGAGAAGUGUUGUUGAGAGGUUGGCUAAGUGGAGAGAGAAGGUAGAGAAAGAGGAGUUCCCUUUCCCUCGAAAUGAGAAUUUUGUUGGCAGGAAGAAAGAAUUGUCUGAGCUAGAAUUUAUGCUUUUUGGUGAAGUUAGUGGAGAUUCUGAAAGAGAUUAUUUUGAGCUCAAGGCUAGGCCAGCUAGAAGGAAAAAUUUGACAAUUGGGUGGAGUAAGAGCAGUUUAGUGGAGGAGAGGCGGAGGGAACGACAACAGGGGAGUGGCAGCAGGAAGGGUAAAGAAAAAGUAGUAUGGAAGGAGUCAGAAAAGGAGAUUGAGAUGCAAAGUACUAACUUUCCCCAAUCAAUGCAGCACCAGUCAAGGACGAGGAGCAGUGGACGGCACGCAAGAAGAAAAAGAUCAACAAAGAUUCUGUAUGGGAAAGGGGUUGCCUGUGUGUCGGGGGACUCAGGAAUGGGCAAGACAGAACUUCUUCUGGAAUUUGCAUACCAAUAUCACCAGAGGUACAAGAUGAUUCUAUGGAUUGGUGGUGAAAAUAAAUAUAUCAGGCAAAAUUAUUUGAAUCUCCAGUCAUUUUUGGAUGUAGAUGUGGGGUUCAAAAACUCAGAGAAAAGCAGGAUAAAGAGCUUCGAAGAGCAGGAAGAAGCUGCUAUCUCUAGGGUUCGGAAGGAGCUCAUGAGAAAUAUACCAUGUCUGGUGGUGAUUGAUAACUUAGAGAGUGAAAAGGAUUGGUGGGAUCGGAAGCAUGUAAUGGAUCUUCUUCCUCGUUUUGGUGGGGAGACCCACAUAAUAAUAUCUACUCGUCUUCCACGUGUGUUGAAUUUGGAACCUCUGAAACUUUCUUACCUUUCUGGAGUUGAGGCAAUGUCUUUGAUGCAAGGAAGUGCCAAAGAUUACCCAGUGGCUGAAAUUGAUGCCCUCAGGAUUGUUGAAGAGAAAGUUGGAAGACUGACUCUGGGUCUUGCCAUUAUAGGUGCAAUUUUAUCUGAGCUACCAAUAAAUCCAAGCAGGCUUUUGCACACCAUUAACCGAAUGCCUUUAAGGGACUUUUCAUGGAGUGGUAGGGAAGCUCAUUUAUUGAGGAGAAACACUUUUUUCUUGCAACUCUUAGAGGUAUGUUUCUCAAUAUUUGAUCAUGUGGAUGGGCCGAGGAGCUUGGCAACCAGAAUGGCCCAGGCAAGUGGUUGGUUUGCACCAGCUGCAAUUCCUGUAUCCUUUCUAGCCUUAGCUGCUCAUAAAAUACCGAGGAAGGAUAAAGGGACCAAGUUGUGGAGAACAAUGUUACAUUCUUUACUUUGUGGUUUUAAUUCCUACACAAAGCGAUCAGAAGCAGAAGCGGCUUCGAUGUUAUUGAGAUUUAAUGUUGCAAGAAGUAGUACAAAGCAUGGCUAUCUCCAUGUCAAUGAAGUCGUCAAGCUUUAUGCUCGACAGAGAGGAGCUGAUGGAACUGCACAUGCUGUUGUUCAAGCCAUCAUAAAUCGCGGAUCUAUAUCCCAACAUUCAGAACAUAUUUGGGCAGCAUGCUUCUUGCUAUUUGGAUUUGGUAAUGAACCUUCUGCUGUUGAGCUCAAGGUCCAAGAAUUGUUAUCCCUUGUCAAACAAGUUGUUUUGCCUCUUGCAAUUCGGGCAUUUGUUACAUUCUCUCGAUGCAGUGCUGCUUUAGAACUCCUCUACCUCUGUACCAGUGCUUUGGAAGCAGCAGAGCAAGCCUUUAUAACUCCAGUUGAGAAGUGGUUGGACAAAUCACUUUGCUGGAGGCCCAUCCAAACGAACGCUCAGUUGAAUCCCUACCUGUGGCAGGAGUUGGCACUAUCACGAGCAACAGUUCUAGAAACUAGAGCCAAGCUAAUGCUUAGAGGGGGCCAAUUUGACAUAGGGGAUGAUCUUAUUAGGGAGGCAAUUUUUAUCAGAACAUCAAUUUGUGGGGAGCAUCAUCCAGACACCAUAUCAGCACAAGAAAUUCUGGGUAACAUCACUAGGCUUCUGGCAAAUGUUCAAAGUCAUACUUCACCAUAGGGUUUUAUUAUUUUUUUUUGUACCAAAACUUACAUUAGAUCUAUACAAAGUUACUAAUAAAACUGCUGAAAACAGUUGAGGGGAAUUUUCCACACCAUUUUUACAUUAAUGAGAUUCCUUUCUAUUUAUGAUU
This is a messenger RNA of Carica papaya (papaya), 4294 nucleotides long. The record is from RefSeq and is a predicted model, not a curated record. NCBI's taxonomy places the organism in Eukaryota, Viridiplantae, Streptophyta, Magnoliopsida, Brassicales, Caricaceae.